GGGUUAACCUCGCCUCACUUUAAGCUAAACUUAGUUCGCUUCACGCUGCAAAACGAAACUUGCUGACCGAGUCCUCGUUUAUAAAACAGUCCAUUUUACUCGGAAAGCUUCAAUAUUUUGUUUGCAGGUUAUCAUUGAGUUCGACCGUUUGAGUCCACCAUGUCCGGCCACGGUCACGGCCACGGACACAGCCACAGCUGCGGGUCGGAGGGGCAGCAUGAGCCCGCAGAGAGAGGCGUGGAGUUCGGGUUGUAUCAACGCAUCGACCUGGAGAGACUCCAGUGUCUGAACGAGAGCAGGGACGGAGACGGACGGCUGGUGUUCAAGCCGUGGGACCAGCGGAACCUGCGAGACAAGUAUGUGGAGAGUGAUGUGGAUGAAGAGCUGCUGUUCAACAUCCCUUUCACCGGCAGCGUGAAGCUGAAAGGCAUCAUCAUCUCUGGAGAAAACGACGACUCUCAUCCAGCAGAGAUACGACUAUACAAAAACAUCCCUCAGAUGUCGUUUGAUGACACCGGCAGGGAGCCGGACCAAGCCUUCAGACUCAACAGAGACCCGCUGGCUGAGCUGGAGUAUCCCACAAAGAUUGCUCGUUUCUCCAGCGUCCAUCACCUCUCCAUCCACAUCUCUAAAAACUUUGGGGACGAGAACACCCGGGUGUACUACAUCGGCCUGAGAGGGGAAUAUUCAGAGACUCACAGACAUGAAGUGACCAUCUGUAACUACGAGGCGGCAGCAAACCCAGCAGAUCACAAAGUAGAGAGCAUCAUCCCGCAGACCAACUUCAUCUCCUGAGAACUGGAGGAGAAGAGGAAGAAGUUUUAGCGGCGUUUGCUGAAGGCCUAAAUGUCAAACAGGAAGUCCAGCGCUGCUUUUGGGCAGUGAGGAGGGGUUCAAGUGGGAGCGAGCGCUGUAAUCUUGGAAACUGGUGUGCUUCUAUUGUUUCCAUGGCAACAUGCUCAACAGCAUUGGCAAAGAUGCAUGAAAGCUUUUUUGUUUUUUUUAAUCUUCUGUGAUGAAUUGUGCUGUUAAAUAAAGCGAGGAAGGGAGGAGGACAGGGUCAGCUAUUUGUUAGGUGAACAUCUUGGUUGCCAUGACAACGGCCUGGAUUCAUUAUUCGCUGCAACACUGGAACGUUUUCAGGUUUAAAUCAUGAACAGCUUUGCUUGAUUCAGUGUUUCUGCACAUGAAAGGUGAUGAAGAUCUCAAGCCUUUCCUCAUCUUUUCUGAUGCUUAACAAUAAUAAAUAAGAUGCUACGAUAA
Xiphophorus hellerii (green swordtail) is the source of this 1263-nucleotide messenger RNA. RefSeq names its product PITH (C-terminal proteasome-interacting domain of thioredoxin-like) domain containing 1 (gene pithd1). The coding region runs from base 160 to 795 and encodes 211 amino acids. Gene Ontology annotation, cellular component: nucleus. The record is from RefSeq and is a predicted model, not a curated record. Lineage: Eukaryota; Metazoa; Chordata; Actinopteri; Cyprinodontiformes; Poeciliidae. The transcript is spliced from 6 exons.